AUGAAUAGUAUUCUAAAUAAUAAAUCAAUAAAUUCGGAAAUAACGCUAAAAGCUCCUACACCAAUUGAAAGUGAAACUGAUACUGAAAUAAAUAAUUUAUCAACAAAUAAUUCAAUAAUAGCCCCUAAAAUCCAAUCACUUAAUGCUGAUGAUGGUCAACAAUGUUCAAAUUGUGGAACUACAAAAACUCCGUUAUGGAGAAGAGCUCCAGAUGGUACUUUAAUUUGUAAUGCUUGUGGAUUAUAUUUAAGAUCAAAUAAUACUCAUCGUCCAGUCAAUUUAAAAAGACCUCCAAAUACUAUAACUGUUGCCAAAGUUGAAGAGGGUUCAUGUAAAGGAGAUGGUAGAUGUAAUGGUACUGGUGGUUCAGCAGCUUGUAAAGGUUGUCCAGCUUUUAAUAAUAGAAUAGUUGCGAAAAAAUCAUUAGAAAAAUCACCAAAAACUAAUGAAGAUAUAUAUUCAACAGAAAUAACGAAUCAGACUAUACAACAAAAUCAACAACAAUCAGAACAAAAUUUAAAACGAGGGUCUAUAAAUCAAGAUAAAAAUAAAAAUGAAAAUGGUGAAAAUUCUUUAGCUAUAGCAUGUUUCAAUUGUGAUACAACUAUAACACCAUUAUGGAGAAGAGAUGAUGCAGGAAAUACAAUAUGUAAUGCAUGUGGAUUAUUUUAUAGAUUACAUGGAUCUCAUAGACCAAUUAAAAUGAAGAGAGCUACAAUUAAAAGAAGAAAAAGAAAUACAUCAUUAAAUCAUGAAAAUAAAGAUGGAUUGGAUGAUUCUAAAGCAAUUACAAAUAACAGACAUCAACAAACAAAUCAACAACAACCUCAAUACUCCACAAUACAACAACCAUUUGCUAACCCAGCUUCUUCAUCAAUUUCCCCAAAUUUCCCUCCACUCCCUUCAAAUUAUAACAGAUUACCACCUUUGCAUUACCCAUUACCGUUCCAAAGAGGACCAACAAAUAUUGAUUCAACAACUCAACAACAGCAACAACAACAACAGCAACAACAAUCCUCGAUUCCGUCAUCUUUAUAUCCCAGAUACAAUGGAAGUGGAAGAUUACCAAAUGGACCAGGUCCUUUACCGGGUCCACCACCACCGUUACAACCUGGAAACUCAUUUAACAAUCAACAGCAACAACCUCAUCGACCACAUCAACAACCCACACCACCACCAAUAAAUAUACCUGAUAUUAAAAUUGAUCCAAAUACUUUACCACCUAUAAGAACUGAUGCAAAUGGUAAUGCAAUCGGAAGUGGAUGCUGUAAGAAUUGUGUAUCAGUUAAAAAACUAUCAACACCAAUGGCAAUUGAUUUUACUGCAAGUUAUAAAAUUAAUUCUAAAACAAAUUCAAGAAGUUCAUCAGUUCCUUUACCUUCAAGAGCCAAGAGAAGAGAAGACGAAGAAGAAGAUGAUAGUGAAAGCGCCUUGGCUAGAUUAAGACCAAACUUGGCAAAAGAAGGUAAUGCUGGUAAUGGAAGUUAUGAUCAAAAGAAAGCUUUUACUAUUGUGGGGUUGUUAAAUAAAUAG
Molecule: messenger RNA, 1533 nt
Organism: Lodderomyces jiufengensis
Lineage: Eukaryota; Fungi; Ascomycota; Pichiomycetes; Serinales; Debaryomycetaceae
Gene: SFU1
Product: Sfu1p
Exons: 1
Coding region: 1-1533 (510 amino acids)
Biological process (GO): negative regulation of transcription by RNA polymerase II; positive regulation of transcription by RNA polymerase II
Molecular function (GO): RNA polymerase II cis-regulatory region sequence-specific DNA binding; DNA-binding transcription factor activity, RNA polymerase II-specific; zinc ion binding
Source: RefSeq, a predicted model, not a curated record